Oncorhynchus kisutch (coho salmon) is the source of this 9293-nucleotide messenger RNA. Its product is annotated as diacylglycerol kinase eta-like. Gene Ontology annotation, biological process: phospholipase C-activating G protein-coupled receptor signaling pathway. Lineage: Eukaryota; Metazoa; Chordata; Actinopteri; Salmoniformes; Salmonidae. The coding region runs from base 458 to 4339 and encodes 1293 amino acids. The record is from RefSeq and is a predicted model, not a curated record. The transcript is spliced from 29 exons. Gene Ontology annotation, cellular component: plasma membrane. Gene Ontology annotation, molecular function: protein binding; ATP-dependent diacylglycerol kinase activity.
GAAAUAGUGUUGUGUUGGAAAUAUUGUUUUCUUUAUCGCACAUGCCUUUUUAGACUUAAUAUAACAUCCAUGUCAUUAUACUUAGCCACAAUUUGGAAAAUAGGCAAUUUAUAUAUCCCUGUGUUCCUGUGUAUAGGCUAACAUAAAUAGUUACAUUGUCCGAGUAGUUUGGCUGUUCCAUUUACACAUAUUUUUGAGUGGGCUUUUCAAUCGGUUACAGUUACAGUAGGCUACCCGCUGGACUGCUUCUGUUGCGGCCACUAGGGCCUUCCAUGGCGAUGUCCACUGGUUGUUGGCUUGUGGUGCGUCUGUAGCUGUGUGUACGGAGGGCAGCCUACUGAGCCUAGGCGGUCUUUAGCCUCAGUCUGAUCUGAGCAUGUAGGCUGGAACCAUAAACACAUCCUGAAGCAAGCUUUACCCUAGUAAACCCCACAGCACCGAGACAUGCUACAUCCCCAUGAGCUCAGCCGCGGACGUAUGUUCUUGGAUAGAUCUCGGUUCUUAUAGCGCCAGUUAUAGGUUUGAGAAGCGGGAGGAGAUGACGGCGAGGAAAGCCGCUUUUCAACCGCUGUCCAGCUCUCGCAUCCCGGAGAGGAAGGGAGCGGCUGACCGGGGGAAGACUAACUCCGACUGGUCUUAUCCUUUCUCCCAACAGGAGCCGGAGAAAGGCCAAUCAACAGCAGGGAUCCAUGCCCAUGUGGUGGGGGCUGUCGGGGGCUCUGGGGCCGUGGAUGAGUCGUCAGACAGCGAGGGAGAACAAGAAGGCCCGCAGAAACUCAUUCGGAAAGUGUCGACCUCCGGACAGCUCAGAAGCAAGACCAGUGUGAAAGAGGGAUUGUUGCUGAAACAGACAAGCUCAUUCCAGAGGUGGAAAAAACGCUAUUUCAAACUGAGAGGACGAACACUCUACUAUGCCAAAGAUGCCAAGUCACUGAUAUUUGACGAGGUGGACCUAUCUGAUGCCAGCGUGGCUGAGUCCAGCACUAAGAAUGUUAACAACAGCUUCACGGUGAUCACUCCGUUCCGCAGGCUCAUCCUCUGCGCAGAAAACAGGAAAGAGAUGGAGGACUGGAUCAGCUCGCUGAAGUCCGUCCAGUCCCGAGAGCAUUACGAGACAGCACAGUUUAAUGUGGAACAUUUCUCAGGGAUGCACAACUGGUAUGCCUGCUCCCACGCACGGCCCACCUUCUGUAACGUCUGUAGGGACAGCCUCUCUGGCGUCACCUCCCACGGCCUGUCCUGUGAAGUGUGUAAAUUCAAAGCUCACAAGCGGUGUGCCGUCAGGGCCACCAACAACUGCAAAUGGACCACACUGGCCUCUAUAGGCAAAGACAUCAUCGAGGACGAGGAUGGGAUCGCCAUGCCCCACCAGUGGCUGGAGGGAAACCUGCCUGUUAGUGCCAAGUGUGCUGUGUGUGACAAGACCUGUGGCAGCGUGCUCCGACUGCAGGACUGGCGCUGUCUCUGGUGCAAAGCCAUGGUACACACAGUGUGUAUGGACCUGUACCCCAGGAAAUGUCCGCUGGGCCAGUGUAAAGUCUCUGUCAUCCCUCCUACUGCCCUCAACAGUAUCGACUCUGACGGCUUCUGGAAGGCCACCUGUCCCCCGUCCUGCGCCAGUCCUCUGCUGGUCUUUGUCAAUUCCAAGAGCGGAGACAACCAAGGGGUUAAAUUCCUCCGACGUUUCAAGCAGCUCCUCAACCCUGCUCAGGUGUUUGACCUGGUCAACGGAGGACCACAUCUAGGGCUGCGUCUCUUCCAGAAGUUCGAUAACUUCCGGAUCCUGGUGUGCGGAGGGGAUGGGAGUGUAGGCUGGGUCCUCUCCGAGAUAGACAAACUCAACCUCCACAAACAGUGCCAGCUGGGAGUUCUCCCCCUGGGUACUGGGAAUGACCUGGCGCGGGUGCUGGGCUGGGGCCCGUCGUGUGAUGAUGACACGCAGCUGCCCCAGAUCCUGGAGAAACUGGAGCGGGCCAGCACCAAAAUGUUGGACCGCUGGAGCAUCAUGACCUACGAAAUUAAGAUCCUUUCCAAACACAGUGGGCCUGUCACGCCCGACGACACUGACCAUGACCAGUUCCAGAUCUCAGCCUAUGAAGACUCGGUAGCUGCCCAUCUCACCAAGAUCCUCAAUGCUGACCAAAACUCUGUGGUCAUCUCCUCUGCUAAGAUCCUGUGUGAGACAGUAAAGGACUUUGUUGCCAAAGUGGGGAAGUCCUAUGAGAGAAGCACUGAGAAUACAGAGGAGUGUGACACCAUGUCUCUCAAAUGUGCCAUCCUGAAUGAGAAGCUAGAUUUGCUCCUUCAGACCCUCAACACAGAAACCCAGUCAUUUCCCCCACCUCCUCGCCUUUCCACACCCCCCAUCGUUGAGGAGGAGGAAGAAGAGGAGGAGGUGAGCGAGGAGUCGUUGACCGAGCUGAAGGAGAAACUGGAAGCGGAGGAGAGUGAGAAGGGAGGAGAGAACGGAGGAGGUUCGCCGCACAAGAUGUUCAGAGCUAAAGAACAGUUGAUGCUACGGGCAAACAGUCUGAAGAAGGCUGUACGAGAGAUUAUGCAACAGGCAGAGAGAGUGGUGGAUGAGCAGAAUGCCAGCACGGAGGAGCAGGAGCUGCCGUCCACGUUUGAGUUCAGGAAGGAGGGAGAGGAGGACAACAGGGACAGUGAAAAGGACGAGGACACCAAGGAACUAGAGAUCCUGCCAUUGGCUAAGAGUCCUUGUUCCCCUCCUGAAAGGUGUGUGAGUCGCAGCAGCCAAUCAUGUGGCUCUUUCUCCAUCACACCCUUCACCACCAGCAAGGAGAACCUGCCUGUACUCAACACACGUAUCAUCUGCCCUGGUACAUCCUACGGUUUGCGUGCUGGUCUGGCAGCCUCUAUAGCUGGUAGCUCCAUCAUCAGUAAGAUGCUGCUGGCCAAUAUCGACCCAUUUGGAGCUACGCCCUUUCUGGACUCUGACCUGGACUCACUAGAGGGCUUUAGUGAGAAGUGUGUCAUGAACAACUACUUUGGCGUUGGGCUGGAUGCUAAGAUCACAUUGGAGUUCAACAACAAGAGGGAAGAACACCCAGAGAAGUGCAGGAGUCGUACUAAGAACAGGGUAUGGUAUGGGGUUCUGGGCACCAAGGAACUCCUCCAGAGAACCUACAAGAAUCUAGAACAGAAGGUUCAACUGGAGUGUGAUGGUCAGUACAUCCCCCUGCCCAGCCUUCAGGGCAUUGCAGUGCUGAACAUCCCCAGCUAUGCAGGUGGAACCAACUUCUGGGGAGGAACCAAGGAGGACGACAUAUUCUGUGCCCCGUCGUUUGAUGAUAAAAUCCUGGAGGUGGUAGCAGUGUUUGGCAGUAUGCAGAUGGCUGUGUCCAGAGUCAUCAAACUGCAACACCACCGCAUAGCACAGUGUCGGUCAGUGAAGAUCACUAUCCUGGGAGAUGAGGGUGUUCCUAUCCAAGUGGACGGAGAGGCCUGGGUACAACCUCCUGGAGUCAUUAAGAUCCAACACAAGAACAGAGCCCAGAUGUUGACCAGGGACAGGGCAUUUGAGAACACUCUGAAGUCGUGGGAGGACAAGCUGAAGUAUGACAAGCUGCCCUUGCGGUCUCACCUUUACUCCCAGCAGUCUGUGGACCUGGCCACUGAGGAGGAGGUGGCCCUCGUACAGCUGGUUGCCCGCGCUGCAGACGAUCUCAUCACCAGGAUCUGUGAGGCAGCCAAGACCAAUGGGCUUUUAGAGCAGGAGCUGGCUCACGCCGUCAACGCCUCAUCACACGCCAUCAACAAGACACACCCCAAGUUAGCCGAGAGUAUGGCCAGGAACACUGCUAUAGAAGUAGCCAGCAAUGUGAAGGCUUUACACAACGAGACUGAAUCACUUCUGGUGGGACGAGUAUCACUGCAACUGGAACCCUCAGAUGAAGAGUCUUUAUCCAGUGCUCUGCAGAGUGUGGAGAUGGAGCUAGGCAAACUUGUAGAUAUUCCCUGGUUAUACCAUAUACUGCAGCCUAAUGAAGAUGAGGACCCCUCGUUAGAAUAUGGCAAGAGCAACAGUCGUAGCAGCAUGUUCAGAAUUGUGCCAAAGUUCAAGAAAGAGAAAGCUACCAAGAAGACCAACCCUCAGUCAGUGGAGCGAUGGGGUACAGAGGAGGUAGGAGUCUGGCUGGAGCAGCUCAGUCUGGGAGAGUACAGAGAUACCUUCACACGCCAUGACAUCAGAGGCUCUGAACUGCUGCACCUGGAGAGGAGGGACCUGAAGGAUCUGGGGAUAUCGAAAGUGGGUCAUAUGAAGAGAAUUCUCCAGGGAACUAAGGACCUGGCCAAGACCGCAAUGGUUGACCUCUAACCCAGAAGUAGUUGGUGCCAGAGUGGAAGUGCCCUUCCACCACAGAGAAAGAGUUUGGGAGCUCCGCAGGGAGAGCUGAACGCCUGGCAUCUUGGGGUGGAUGGAUGGAUUUGAUCCUUUGAUGGAUUUAAGAAAGCUGUUGGUGAGAAAUUGUCUAACAGGAAUGUUUUAGUGAGGCUGUGUUUGGUGCCAAAAUAGAAGAUGGCAAUCUACAGUUGUUGACAGUUUAAAGAAGGAAGCCAUAGUUUUUUUUUUUAAAUGCUAAUUUUCUCUAAUCAUAUUUUCAUUCAUGGCCCAAUCGGGUAUGCAACUGAUCCUCAUUAUAAGAGUUGGUUUGGUCAUCUGGCCUCAUAGAGAAGGCCCAAUCCAAGUAGCAACAAGGUGACUUCCAUGAGUGUGCCCUAACAAUGUGCUGUGAGUGUGUACAGUUCAGCACAGUCACUACACUACCGUGCAGCUUUGUGAUUGGCUUACUGGCUGUUUGCCUGGCAGUAGAAGGCUACAGAUGCAACGCUACAGUCUGCAAUAUCCUGCUUUCGCUGUUUACACCAGAGGAGAUAGGCGACGUCCCAAAUAGCACCCUCUUCCCUAUGUAGGGCACUACUUUUAAGUGGUGCACUAUGUAGGGAAUAGGGUGUGAUUACAGACGUGCCCUGGGAGAAGGAGAUGCAGUGCCACAACCUAAAGCGAGUGAAGAGAGGUCUCUGAAAACAGUGAGACAUAUGUUGCAUGCUAUGCUAGCUUGAUUUGGGAUAUAAAUUUUGAAUUGCAAGAUUAGUGUCUUGGUUCUUUUGUGUAAAAAAUGACUGUAGUAUUAUUAUACCAUUUGUUACUACUGAAAUAAUUAUUUUGGUAUGAAUCAACCUUUUUUUGUUUAUUAUUUUUAUUUAUGUUUUUGUAUUUGCAUGAUAAUUAUGUGUCAAGGACCUGUGUCAUGUGCCAUAUUUUAUUCAUUUUAUUGUAAAAAUGUGCUUUAUUGGUAAGAGAACAUCAGAAUAUAAGACAAGUUACUAGAUUAACUAUUAGGAGUUAAACUUUGUUUUCUGUUGAAAUGAAAAUCAGUACCAAAGUGAAUGUCCACUAAACUUCCAGACAUAAAUGUUAACUUUGAAAGUAGUGAAAAUAACAUAAUCAUGUUUGAGAUGAAUAUCAGUUCCAUAUAGAGUGUUAUAAAUUGGAUUCUAGAAUUCCCUGGUUUCCCAGAAAUCUUGGUUGGAGGAUCUGCAUUUCCUGCUUCUUAUCUUCUGAGUCCGGAAAACCUCCAACCGGGAUUUCGGGAAAACCACGGGAUUUAUUUACAUUUCCCGGAAUAUUUUUAUGGAACGCUUGACAGGAACUUUUCCAUGUUGCUAUUUGCAAAGUUACAUCCUCAUAUCACUAGAUACAAUUCACCGCAAUCUCUAGCAUUUAAACACUCAAUAUUUCACAGAGUAACACUAUGGUAGUGGGAAUAGGAGUUAAAUGUUGAUUUAAGUAUAAGUUUGAGCAGCUCAUCUGCAACAGGAGAAAGUGCAGAUUUAGUUGCUCAGUGUGACAUGUAAUUGUAAUAGGACACUUUUGUUAGGUUGGUGGCAUUACAGGGUAUACCUAUAUAUGUGAUGCUAAGUAUGCAUAUACAAUAUAUGCACUGAAUAUAUACAAUCUAAAGCAGUGUAUGCAUACACUGUUAGUAACUUUUGUAGUCAAAUGCCUUUGUAGAUUAUAGCUAACAGCUAACAUGUUUUGAUGACCAUGUCUAUUGAUUUGCGCCAUGAACACCAAUUGUGGAUUAUUGAUUUUGUUAAACAGGAUAAUCUGUCCUGAUUUUGUUUAAUGCUGUUGUAUUCUAACGGAGGUGCAAUAUUAUUUUGGUUUUGGUCGUCUUUCUGACGUGAUGUUUCGCUGUGGGGAAAACCCAAAGGGUUAACUGACCUACUUUUAAACUAAAUAGCGUUUCUUACUAAUUUAAUUUUCAUUCAAAAUUCUUCCAACAGCUCACUGGUUUUUAGUCUUGUUCCCCUGUGCUUCCAGGAUGAUUCUCAAAGCAGGUUGCAGGAAAUAAUAGACCGUGUUACUGACUAUGUGAGACUGUUGAACGGGCAGACCUGACUGUUGUUCUGUGCUUUAUGUAUCUAAGAACCCUUGUAUGUUCAUUUACGUCAGCUAAAUACUUAGCAUCAACUGUAUGUUUAUCAUUGAUCAGCCAAGUUAUAUUAUCAAUGACCCUAUAUCAUCAAGCCUUCUUUUUUAAUAAUUUUUUACCUCAACAAAACUGUACGAAUCAGGAUUGUGGCUUGCUUAAUUUCAUAGUCCUCAUGUACCAUGAUAUCUAUUAACAAAUGGAAAUAGGAAGUUAUACCAUGUUUGCAUGAUAAUUACAUUUAGGUUUAUUUGGGAUUAAGAAAGAAAUUCAUCCGUACUAGUUAGUUACCAAUUGUGUCCACUUAUUUGGAGUAAGCACCAGAAAGUAGCAUGUAUCUUUCACUCCAUCAUUCUACAGUAUAUAAAGGACUGUAAAAUAAAGCAUUACCACCCACCUCUCUUUUGGUGGCUUAUCAAGAGAAUUCACAUUAUCAAGAAGCAUAUAAUUGUUGCUUAUGCUCACAAUCAAGUAUAAUUUUUUUUAAACAUGAAACCCAAAACACGAGGCCUUUUAAUCCCCUAAAACAAUAACCUCUUUUGGCGAAAGAAGUUAGAAUUUAGAAUUAUGCCAUGAGCAUCUAAAUCAUACCUUAGUAAAUGGUCUAGACAAAAAAUAAAUGGGUUUUAUUGCAAGUAGGAUUGUAAUGAAGAAACAAAACAUAGCCACAAGCUAGCUAGGUUCCUAACCAAAGACAUGAAUGAAACAUUCUGAACAUUCAGUCUUUUUUGAAAUUCUAAGAAUCCAAGCCACAGUUCUUGAUCAUCAUUUAUGUGUCUUGUUGUCUUUAGAGCCCCGUUUCCACUGGCACUUAACAUUAGGGCCCAGUUGGUUCCAAAUUCGAGCUGGCUCAAAUGGAAUUCUUAAAUUCGAGCUGGCUCAAAUGGAAUUCUUAAAUUCGAGCUGGCUCAAAUGGAAUUCUUAAAUUCGAGCUGGCUCAAAUGGAAUUCUUAAAUUCGAGCUGGCUCAAAUGGAAUUCUUAAAUUCGAGCUGGGUCGAGGGAAACCCUGGCCUGAGCAGCCAAGUUUCACAACUGGUUAGAAUUCGGGCUGGUGACACCGUUACUAUGCAACCACCAAGUUUAUCAACGUUAGCUAGCUAGUCUGGGCUUGUUACUGUUAGCUAGGACAUGGACAAGCAGUAUUGCAGAUAUCAGACAUGACACUAAUUACUACCAUACCUGGAUCCUUCAUUCAUUUUUGCACUACACAAUAAACUUUUAUGAGAACAGUCAGCCCUCGAAUGCUAGCUACCUAACGUUAGCUGGCAAAUCAGAGUUGAACAAGCUAGCUAGCUAAUGUGAGCUAGCAGGAAUUUAAGCUGGCUAGGUCAUAUUGAAAAUUAGCUGGACACAUUAUAUCAAACCUAUCAUUUGGUUUGCUUGGUUAGCUAGCUAGCUAAUAGCCAAUGCCAUGGCAAGCAAAGUAGGAAUUAAGCCUGUUAGCUAGCUAGCUAAUGUCAGCAAGCUAAAUAUAUGGCUCUGAGUCUAGCUGGCACUGGCAGGAGUAUGGGGUAACAUUAGUUACAGCAUGGUGAGGGUGAAUUACAUUCUUUAAAAUCUAGCUAGCUAGCUAGGUAGCAACAUUAGCGAAGCCAGCUGCAGUCACACACCUAGCAGCAUGACAUAAUUUCAUACUUCUUGGCCAGCCCAACCUGGGUUGACUUUAAAGUGCCAAUGGAAACAAUGCUUACGUGGCUUAGGUAUGGGCUGGUUUCACAGACAUAGACAGAUGGAUUUUAAGUUCUAGCUGUUGUUCUCAGAGUAGUUUGACCUUGGAAUACAUAGUUCUGUAUUUAUAUUAAAACCACAUUUUCAGUCGUCUGAAUUCAAGUGCAAUCUAGGUAGUUUAUGUCUGCACAGCUGCAGGAAGUAGGAGUGCUGAGGGUGCUGCAGCACCAUGUGAAAAAUCCUAAGUAAAAAUAAAAAAAUAUAUAUAUGUAUUUUUUUCUCCACAAAAGUAGUGCACUAGGCCCUUAAUACUCCUGUAUUAGUGGACCGAUCUAGCCGUCUGUAACGCGGCCCAACAUUUUUUUUGCAGCAUCGCCGCAGCACCCCCACCCCCAAACUACUUCCUGCGGCUAUGUACUGUGUGUCUGUGUUUCAAGCUCUGUGUGAUUUAAUCUGAGCUGAGGUUCCUCACGGCAGGUCACACUCACGGCUUCAGUUCCCAGGCUGUAUGUGUGUGUUGUCUAUCUCUGUGUGUCUGUCUGAAGGGUGUCUGUCUGUCUGAAGGGUGUCUGCCUGGUUCUGUAUGAGUGUGCUGUCUGUCUCUGUGUGUCUGUCUGAGGGGUGUGUGUUUGUCUCUGUGUGUCUGUCUGUCUGUCUGUCUGAAGGGUGUUUGGCUGAUUCUGUAUGAGUGUGCUGGACCCCAGACUACAUGCUUAGAGAGAGAGAGCUUGAGUUCUCCAAUUUAGGUUUAGAGGUUUCCCAUGGGCACAGAUCUUAGUUCAGCUUACCGCCCCCAAUCCUAACCAUAACCAUUAGGGGGGGGGGGGGGGACGCAAAACUGAUCUUAGAUCAGCAUCCAUGGGCAACAUCAUCCAUCACCAUGUUUUCCAAUGGUAUGUAUAUAUAAUGCUGCAAACUGCCUGGUUUUCAUAAACCAACCAAACCCUAUGUGAGGACUCUUACGAUGGGGUAACCCGAUAGUCUUUAACAUGGUUAAUAACAUGGUGGAAGAGAAGUGAGAUUCAUUUGUUUACAUUGUUUACAAUGGCACAGUUUUACUUGCUAAGGAUAAAAAUAUAUAAACUCAGCAAAAAAGGAAACAUCCUCUCACUGUCAACUGCGUUUAUUUUCAGCAAAUUUUCAGCAAAUUUAACGUGUAAAUAUUU